AUGUCUCUACUGUCAUAUGGUAAUAAUAAUAAUAAUAAUAAUAAUAAUAAUAAUAAUAAUAAUAAUAAUAAUAAUAAUUAUAAUAAUGUUAAUUCUACCACUGAUAUUAUUUUUUUAUUGCUAUUACCAUUAUUAUUAUUACUAAUGCCUAUCUACAUUUACUAUACACACAAUGCUAAUAAGUUAUUAUUAUUAUUAUUUUCAUAUUACAGCAAUAAUGAUAAUAAUAACAAUGUUCAUUUGCAAAAUGUAACCCCAACUAAUCAAUAA
Messenger RNA from Trichobilharzia regenti, 270 nucleotides. The record is from the annotation of a GenBank genome assembly. Lineage: Eukaryota; Metazoa; Platyhelminthes; Trematoda; Strigeidida; Schistosomatidae.